CUUACAGACUAUACAUGUCACAUGAUUCGCGCUUACGCACUCUACGUCGAUCGAGCUUAGUCGUUUCAGUUACAAAUCGUGAAUUAAACUUAACGCAAAUCGGAGUGACCAUUUUCCGGGAUGACUGCGGUCAAGAAGGCGCUAGCCAUGCGCCAGCUGGAUUCCAUGUUCGGCAGCAUGACGCUGCAGGGCGAGGGUCGGCACUCGCCGCUCGUCAGUUCGGUCAUCGAGCACGACCCCCACUGUGACGUGCACGGUCGCUGCAGCACGCCCUAUCGAUCCUCGAUUUACCUUCACAGCAGAGAAUCCACCCCCGGCUAUUAUGGAGACUCCGUGUCACCGACGAGCGGGCUUAUAAUCAGGCGUCGAGAUUCCCUCGGGAUGUCGGGCUCGCCGGUCAGAGAGCUCGAGCACCCGUCGUCGUUCCCGAGUCUGCUUCGUCGCGACCGGCACAGCCCGUCGCAGACGCCGCCGCGCAGAGAGACUCCCAGUCCUACAUACAGAUCUUAUACCAAGAGACAUUCCAUGGGCUCGUUUCCGAAUUUGAGCAAAAGCAAUAUCAUUAAUUACAACAGAAGAGACUCUUCCUCCGGUAAUGGGGUGAGAGAGAUGAAGAGAGAUUACGUCGGUUCGACAAAUUCUCUGUCCAGGAAAAGUUCUAUUGACACAAAGAAGUCCUCGACUGACUCAUUGGACAUGUGGCAUACUUGGGACUCGGACAGACGCGACUCGGUGUCCUCACUCGUUCAUGACGACAUCAUCACGAAUGGAUACAAUAAGGUAAUUAUUUGCAACAGUAAGCGCCUGUUUCAGGCCUGCACAAAUACGAUCGGACGUUUAAAUAGGUGA
Molecule: messenger RNA, 849 nt
Organism: Achroia grisella
Lineage: Eukaryota; Metazoa; Arthropoda; Insecta; Lepidoptera; Pyralidae
Exons: 2
Coding region: 121-849 (242 amino acids)
Source: RefSeq, a predicted model, not a curated record